AAUAAUUUAUUUUAGUUUUAAAACUGUGGAAAAUAUAUAAUCACAUAAAAUAAUAUAUUUGGAAUCAGAUUUUAAUAUAUUUUUAAUCUAUGAAAAUAUAUAAUUACAUAAAAUAAUAUAUUUAUACUCAAAAUUUAAUAUACCUUUCAAUAUGUGUGAAAGUAUGAAAUAAUAUAUUUUUUGAAAGAAAAAGAGAAUAUUUCGUUUGAAAUAAAUGUUGAGUUAUCUUAAUACUCAUUUUGUUUCAAUUUAACUGUCGUUUCGGGUUUGUGCACACAAAUUAAGGAAAAAAUUAAUUUUGUAUAUUUAUUAUAUAAAAACAUAAUUACUUAUACAUUUAUGUCACCUAAUCAUAUUUCAACCGAUAGAAAAAUAAAUUGUUAAAUAAAAAUAAUAAAUUUUACAAUAAAAAUCGAAAACAACAUUUAUUUUGUAACGAAAAAAUAUUCUACAACGACAUUUAAUAUGAAUCGGAAGGAGUAUAAUAUAAUAUUAAAUCAUUUUUAUGAAUAUCAAAUCUUAUAAUAAUUUUUAGUCCCUUUUCGAUAAAAUUAAUUUUAUAUUAUAUGUUUCCAACAUUCAACGCAUCAUUAUAUACUGUUUAUAAAUAUUGUUUUAUAUGGAGAGUUGUAUAAAUAUUUUUAAUCCCUUUUCGAUAACUAUUUUUUUAUAUGAAAUACUUGAAUAAGGCAUUAAUCUUUUUGUUUUACCAUAGUUGGAAAUGCAAAGUAAAAUUUACAAAAUUCGUAAGAAUUUCAGUUAUCCAAUAACUAUAAAGUAUUAGAUUAAUGGUUAUUUUCAAAGGAUUUUUGAUGGAGCACUAUCACUAAAUUUCAGUGUUUUAAAAUCUGCAUGGAAUCAAUGUUUAGAUCGAUUUAAACUAUGAAUCAGAAACAUAUCCAAGUUAAAAGAAUACAAAUAUUUGAAAUUUAUUGUCAAAUAUCAAUUUUGGUAAUUGUUUUUGUCUUUUAAAUUAUACAAAUAAAUCUUAACUCACAAUUUAUAAAUAUUUAAAGUCCAACUAUUAAUUUUAUAUUUGAAAUCAAAUACUAAUUUUAUAUUUAUUUUCACUUGAACCGUACUUAAAUUUUAUUUUAUCAUUAUUAAAAACUUUGAUAACUAAAUUUAAUUAUGAUUGUAAAUUUAUCAAAGAUAACUGAUAAAACAUUUAGAUUUAGCUAUCUUUUUAUUCUGUGAUUAAACUCAAUUGAAUUUGGUUGAACCCGAUUAAAUCCAAGCAAACCAUAUUACUUCAUGGUCUGAAAAAUUCUGGUUUCAGAUUCAGUUUACAAAACAUUGCUAAAUUCUGUUGAAAAUUAAUGCAAAUUCUAUACUACCAUUUGAUAUCCAUUAAAAAUCAUGAUGAGAAAGAUGAUUUACCAAAAUUCUAAAUGGAUAUUUAGUGGAUAACGAAUUUAGAGUAUUUUUUUUUUUUGUAAAAAAACGAAUUUAGAGUAUUUAGGGCAUGUAUAUUUAGCUAAUUGACUCUUCUUAUUCGAUAUGAAUCUGUAUGUGUUGGUGAUAAAAAAAAAGCUCUUCUUAUUCGUUUUUCAGCAUGGGUUUGUUAUAAAUUCCGUUGUUACCCGAUUACCAUCAACAGUUGUCAUUUUCUCACAUAACUUUCUUUAUCCGUCUCAUCAUGUAAAGAAGUUUUCUACGGAUGAAUACUCUUCAUAAUCAUAGACUAAAUUCAACCACUAUUCUAUCAACACCCGAACACAUCUAAUCUUCCACGAGAUUAUCCAUACAGUGAUACAGAGAAUCCAGAAUUCCAAAUAUUUCCUAAUAUAAACGUUGUUAACUUAUCAGAAAUUGAAUUACGAAAAUUACCUGCGAAACUACUAACAGAAGAAUUUUAUUCUUGAAGAGAAAGAUAAUCUUACAAGUAACAACCAUUGACUCGUUUAUAUUUGUAUAUUUAGAUGAAGAAAAAAUAAUAGUAUCGUAAUCUAUAUCCAUCCAACUGUAUUCACAAAGAAAUGAUGUAUUAUGAUCGAAUUAUUCAUGCUAGAAUUUGUCAUGGGUCGGUGAACUUAAAUUACACAUCUAAGAGCCACAUUAAAAAAAACCGGGCAAUAAAUACAAAAACGGAGAAAAACAAGGGUUAACCUGAAAAUUAAAGUAAAUAACUAAACUUCAAAACGUGUAAUAAAGAAGACAAAAGAAUCUUUGAAAAACAUGCAUACAACUAACUCAGUCGUUCAUUACCACAGCUUUGUGUCUUCCCCGCACGAUCCGAUCCGAUCCGAUCCGUACAUAAACAUUCCCUCCAUAACCCAAGUUACUAAAAAAAAAAAAAGAAACAGAGCAAGUUUCUAAAUCUACAAAAAAGACCCCCUCCUUUUUUGACUGGUCAUCGUUUCAAAGGUAAAGCUUGACGACCUCUCUUCUUCUUUCUUUCUUUCUCUUCAUCAAGAUUUUGGAUUAAUGAUUCUGAGUUUCAGGGAUUUUACUUGAAGAAGAAGAAGAAGCCAUGGGUAUUGAUGCUAAAGAUGUCUGCGUUAUCGUCUGGAAAGUGAUCAGAUUUUCAACGAACACAACGUGCAGAUACGUCAAGAGAUACCCAGUUGCUUCUUGUGUUUCUGCGUUUGUGAUCUUCUUGUACACUUUCCUUCCUUGGAUCUUCUAUUUCAUCAUCUGUUCUUCUCCGUUCAUAGCUUGUGCUUCGUUCUAUCUUCGGAAUCAUCUGAAUGGUGAGGAGGAGCAGAGGAGAGAUCGUGGGUCGAGGGAGGGGAGAACAGAGAAGGCUGAGUUAAAGCACCAAAGAAGUGUUCGACGAAACGCGAGAAGGGAAGUGGAAGAGGUCGGGAAAGAUUGGGACUCGUCUCAAGCUAGCGAGGACGAGAGAGGGAAAGUUAUUCUCACAACUCUCUACGGAGAAUUACCACCGGAGACUAUCACUCCAGAUCUGGAGAGUUUCAAGAGAGACACGAAGUUGCUUGGACCGGAAGAAAGCUUCGUUGAGUCUAACCUCGACAACGAAGACUAUGUCGUUGUACAAGAUCCUUUGGAGAGGGUUUGUGAUGGUGAAACUGAACUAGAAUGGUCAUCAUCAUCAUCAUCAGAAGAGGAAGAAGAAGAAGAAGAAGAAGAAGAGAAAGAAACAAACACGGUCAUAGUAGCGUGGACAGAGGAUGACCAGAAGAACCUAAUGGAUCUAGGAACAUCCGAUAUCGAAAGAAACAAGAGGUUAGAGAACUUGAUGACAAGAAGACGGUCAAGGAGAUUGUUCCUACUUGCAGCUGAGAGAAGCCUGAUGGAUAUGGAAGUUCCUAGGAUCUGCAUAGGUCGAAACUACUAUGGUUUGGAUAGAGACAACUACGAAGCGGAUGGAGUUCUCAUGCCAGGAUCUGCACCUUCCGUUAUGUUACCGAGAAGAAACCCAUUUGACCUUCCUUAUGACCCACAGGAAGAGAAGCCGAACCUUACAGGAGAUAGUUUCCAGCAAGAGUUUGCAGAUGCUAACCCUAAAGACAUCUUCUUUUCUCGCCAUGAGAGCUUCCACCACAGAAUCUUCCCUUCAGAGUCUCAAAAUGAUUAUAAUCUAGAGUCAUUGUGGAGAAAAACACUUGAUGGUAGGCCUAAGCCACUGCAAGGUAGCAAUGAUCAACUUCCUCUAAUGAAAGAAAGUGAUGUGGAGGCAGGGGAGGUACGGAUAGAGACUGAUUCGAUCAGAAACGAUGAUAGUGACUCGAACACAACGUUUUCUCCGAGAGAAAGAGAGAAAGAUUUCAAUGUUUCAGACCAGUCAGAUGCUUCUGAAACUUUCUGCAAACGAAAUGAAGAUCGUGUUGGAAAAUCUCUAGCAGGUUUAGUGCCUAGAAGCGGCGGUUCUAGUUCAAGGGCGAACGCGAGGCAAAGAUACAUGGAGCACUUUGGUUACAGCAUAAAGAGAAAUCAUGUGUCAACACAUUCCGUUGACUCUGAUCUUCAAGUUGAGGUGUCUGAACUCGGAUCACCUCCAAGUUCAGUUGAUGGGAAUGACUCCUCCUCUGAUGAAGAGAGAUCUUUGUUUGGUUAUGAAUCUGAGAUUGGUAAGGAAAUGGGUUUUUAUGGUGAGGAAAGUGGAAUGUUACCUAUGGGAAAACUUGAUCAAGAAGUAAAUGAAACAAAGUAUUUAGCUUCUCCAGAAAUUGAAGAAUCAGGAAAGUUGGAGCCUAUGGAUUUGAAGAAACUUCCGGGAAACUCAGCUGAUGAGAUAAAGAUGAGUUAUGACUCUGAUGAGCCUGAACCAUCCGAGAGGACUUAUCAAGAAUCUGAAGAGCCAAGUGUUAGAAAUGACCAAGAAGUGAUGCAACAACUACCAGAAGCUGAAGCUUCUGAUGUAAAUCAUCAUGGAAACCCUGAAGAUUUUGCUGCUUCUCCAACAUCAGUAUUAGAAGACAUGUUGCCUUUAAGUCAUACUCAUUCGGAGGAUCUUGAUCAUACAUCAGAUGGUCUUCUGCCGAAUGUGGAUGCACCCGCAGAAUCAUCUAGUAAUCAAUCAAAUGAACAAUCUGAUCCAACCGGGGAAACUACAGUAGAAACCGUUUGCUUGAAUGCCACGGAAACAGUUCAGGAGAAGCAAGAGGGAUCUGAAGAACCAUUAAUCAAUGAUGAGUCUAAAUCUGCAGAAGACCGCAGAUCACUGUCCACGGAUGCAUCAGCUGAAGAACUCAAUAGCCAUAAUAAUUAAUUGAUGAAAUGUUUUGAUGCAGAAAGUUUUAUUCGCAUUCUCACGGAAAAGUCAAUGAAGGGAACACCAGUUUAACUUGGUUUAUAGAAUCAAACACCAAUAUAGCUGCAGAGGCCAGUUUUGCAGGUGUUAAUUUAUGACUGACUAUAUGAGUACAAGAAAUGGAGAAAUGAUAAGAUAUUUGUGGAUAGGAGAUUUAUGUUUGUGUUGCAUUAUCAAAUGCAGACUUUUGUUUUAAAAAAAAGGUAUAGCGAGAGAAUGUAUAGGUUUCUUGUGGGUGUGUUUUGCUUCCUUAGAGCGCACGGCAACUAAGGAGAUGCUCUUAUACAUGUAUGUUUUGUUCGGCUAUAUUCUUAGAUAAUUUCGUGCAAUAAACACUUUUCUUGGGAAAUCAUAAAAUAAAAUAAGUUAUGAAAUUUUUUUGUUC
Messenger RNA from Brassica rapa (field mustard), 5102 nucleotides. RefSeq lists its product as uncharacterized. The record is from RefSeq and is a predicted model, not a curated record. NCBI's taxonomy places the organism in Eukaryota, Viridiplantae, Streptophyta, Magnoliopsida, Brassicales, Brassicaceae.